CUUGCCACCCGAACCUUCGUCUCUGUGCGGGCUUGUACAACAUCUCUCAUAUGGCCAUUCAUUCGACCCGUGCUGACGCUCUCUUGUGUCACCCUCAUGGCUCUUAGGCUCUCUUUUAAUCGUCGCACUCCCCUGACAAGCUAGGUCCCUCCUCCGAUUUCCCACAGCAUGCGAAGCCGAUGCCGUAGCCUACAAUAUCGAGCGAAUCCGACCGUAUCCUGCGACCGAGCUACCCCACGUUUCCAAGACCCCAUGGUUGCGCCGAUCGACAAAGCGCCAGCAUGACCAGCAAGACGCUGAAUAACGUCGUGAACGAGCAAACCGUAACUCUAAACGCACUCAUUUAUGGCUACGCCGGGCACUCACUCGUUACGCCUCAUGUAGCACUGCAACAAAUCUGGUGGACCGAAGAGAGGAUCAAUGAGAAGGUGACGACCGAGUUCAUCACGUCAAGGCUCCGCCCGAACGAAAGGCAAUGGCUAGACCGACCGGUUGGCUUCGGCGAUCUUACGGACGACACAUAUAUGGACUGGAUCCUGGAGCGGGCCAGGCGAUUAUUCCUGGUGCUUGCAACGAUUGGAGAAGCGGAGAAAAUAUUCACGGCCGUGGAAAAGGCCUGGGACGAUGACGACCUGCCGCUGCAAAUGGAGGAUAUCGAAAAGCUGAAGUUGUCCAACAAGCGGAACGAUAACGUCAAUGCACGGUUCUAUCAGACGCAGUUCACGUUCCUCCUUCGAGAACUGGAGGAAGGCGUGCAUAUCGACUAUGGCUCGAAUGAGGUCUUGCCGUUGGAAUAUGUCAUGGGACUUCCGCCUGCCGUGUCACUGCAACACUGGUCCAGGGUCCAUCGUCCGAAGAGGCCGAACGAGGUCUAUGUGCGAAGGAAGUUUCCCCUAGGGACUGCGGAGGACCCAACCGCAUCCGAGAUGGACUUCAUCAUGGACGUCGAAAGCGCCCGGAUGAUCGAGCACGACCAUAUCGCACCCGUGUGGGCCUCAUAUACAGCCAAGGGAAACGGAUAUACCCUUACUAACUUUGUCGGACAACACACACUCCGAACAUUUAUUGACCACCGCAAUCCCGCACAGUAUCAGAGGCUACCCAAGCCGGAACGGAGAUUUCUCGUGCUCGGAUGGCUGCACUGCCUCGCGGAUGCGAUUACGACUCUGCACCAAAUGGGAUUCUGUCAUUCCGCCAUACGACCCUCCAACAUUCUCAUCGAUGAGCGCAAUAGGAUUGCCUUUAGUGAUAUUGGAAGCUUGGAGACUUUUCAGAAAGACAAGAAGCCCGAUGCGAUGGAAGCCUAUGUGUAUAGUGCGCCCGAAGCACACGCCGAUCCGGAUGCUGUCGCGCCCGAUGUUCCAGCGCCUUCACCCGUAGUGGGCACAGGGCGAAAAAUCUCGGUUGCGAGCAGGGGGUCCACGGGCUCGUCGGACAGCAACGGGACACAGCGCCAGAAACUCUCAAAGACGCAGACGAACGACUUCUCGGGUUUCAAUUUCGGUUUCAAAAAGGCCAAGCCCGUCCCGCAGCCGCGAUCCCGGAUAUUGGAGACGGAAAAGGCAGACAUCUUCUCCCUUGGUUGCAUCUUCCUUGAGCUUCUGACGUUCAUGCUCAAGAAGAAACCCCACGAAUUCACCAAGCACCGCUCGUCCAAGCAGAAGAUCAGUAUGGGAGGAAAGAAUUCCCGCGCGGAUUCCUCAUUCCACGCAAACCUAGACAAGAUUGAUAGUUGGAUGAAGAUUAUUGAAGAGGCAUCCUUUGCGCAGGAAGACGAUGCCUUCCGUGCCGUACCUCACAUCAUGAAUCUGAUACGCGCCAUGUUGAGUCGAGCCCCGAACAUCAGGCCUAGUGCUCGAGAUGUGCGGGACCGGCUCCUGGACAUUCUGAUGCACUACACGUCGAUUCCAAACAUACACUGCAGCUCCCACGUAUUCGAUAAUGGACCCGCUUACACUGUUUCGAGCUCGGAUCGAGCGUCCACCAUGUCGUCCACCUCGACCAUGACCACAACGACAACCAGCUCGGACGCAGACACAAUCCGCUUCGGGUCAGCGUCGUCGUUUUCAUCCGAGGAGCGCGUGUCGUCGAUAUUGAACUCUUAUUCGGAUCGCUCCACGCUAGCAAGCGUCUCCGAGUAUAGCGAUGCUGAUUCGAUCCAUACAAUCGAAGGGCCAUCCGCUUCGUCGAUUGACACCGCCGUAGGCCAACCUCGAGGCCAGCGUCUGCCUACGCCUCCCGUAUCGCCCAUGUCACCGAUGUCGCCGAUGUCGCCCAGCAGUCCACAAGGCAGACCACCUUCGAGCCCCUCUAGCCCAUCCAAAGUUCCUGGUGCACCUGCUACAUACAAGAUCGAGCCGUGGAACAAACCCUUCCUCUUGCUGCCAUGAACUCUCGAGUUGUUGUUGAGCG
This is a messenger RNA of Westerdykella ornata, 2412 nucleotides long. Its product is annotated as kinase-like protein. Gene Ontology annotation, biological process: protein phosphorylation. Gene Ontology annotation, molecular function: protein kinase activity; ATP binding. NCBI's taxonomy places the organism in Eukaryota, Fungi, Ascomycota, Dothideomycetes, Pleosporales, Sporormiaceae. The transcript has a single exon. The coding region runs from base 282 to 2390 and encodes 702 amino acids. The record is from RefSeq and is a predicted model, not a curated record.